CCCCCCUUUGUCUCCCCACUCCCCGCCCAGGCCUGGCCCCUCUCCUCCAUCAGCCUGGCUGGCAGCAGCCUCGGACUCCGCCCGUGGAGCCCUGGGCCUGCUGACCCACCAGCUUAGGAGCACCCGCCAAGCUCUGGGUAAGGAAGCUCACCUUCUGGGGCUCUGACACCACCUCUCUGGGGAAAUAGAGGUAAAGCACCUUGCUCCAGCCGUCCCUCCCCCAUUUCCACAGCAACUGCACACACCCCACUCCAGCGAUCUCCAAACCCUACUACUAAGGGAAGGCACCGUGAGGGGAGCUAGACCCCAGUGUAUUCCUCACUCCUUCCCCAGAUAGAUGGGUAGCACUCAGGAUAGGGGAGAACUCCCCCAUCCCACUUGUGGGAGCAAGCAAGGGAUACCCUGGGAGGCCCUCAUCCAUCUUUGUUCUGCUGGGGUGCAGGGACUAGGGCCAGGUUUGCCCUGUGCCCAGCAGGGUCUCCAGCACCCAUCUCAGGGGCAGAGGCUGGGGGAGUGACUGCUGGUGCAAGCCCCAGAGUGCAUGCAGCAAAAACACGGAUGCAUUGCUGGUGGCAGGAAGAGGAGGGACUAGGCUCUAGAGUUGCUGCAAAGUUUUGGCCUGAGUUGGUGGGGGGAGUGUCCUAAUCCUCCUCCUGGGGCAGCUCCGCCUGCCCGGCUGGCCCAGCCCCUCCACUUGUGCCAAGGAAUGUGCUGGGAGAGGCCAGCAGGGCAGCAGAGCCGCGGCCACCUGGAGGCAGUGCACAGGUCAACGUGGAGGUGCCAGGCCACCAUGCUCAGUCUCAAGCUGCCCCAACUUCUUCAAGUCCACCAGGUCCCCCGGGUGUUCUGGGAAGAUGGCAUCAUGUCUGGCUACCGCCGCCCCACCAGCUCGGCUUUGGACUGUGUUCUCAGCUCCUUCCAGAUGACCAACGAGACGGUCAACAUCUGGACUCACUUCGUGCCCACCUGGUACUUCCUGUGGCGGCUCCUGGCGCUGGCAGGCGGCCCCGGCUUCCGCGCGGAGCCGUACCACUGGCCGCUGCUGGUCUUCCUGCUGCCCGCCUGCCUCUACCCGUUCGCGUCGUGCUGCGCGCACACCUUCAGCUCCAUGUCGCCCCGCGCGCGCCACAUCUGCUACUUCCUGGACUACGGCGCGCUCAGCCUCUACAGCCUGGGCUGCGCCUUCCCCUAUGCCGCCUACUCCAUGCCGGCCUCCUGGCUGCACGGCCGCCUGCACCAGUUCUUUGUGCCUGCCGCCGCACUCAACUCCUUCUUGUGCACCGGCCUCUCCUGCUACUCCCGUUUCCUGGAGCUGGAAAGUCCUGGGCUCAGUAAGGUUCUCCGCACAGCAGCCUUCGCCUAUCCCUUCCUGUUCGACAACCUCCCACUCUUUUAUCGGCUCGGGCUGUGCUGGGGCAGGGGCCACAGCUGUGGGCAGGAGGCCCUGAGCACCAGUCAUGGCUACCACCUCUUCUGUGCGCUGCUCACUGGCUUCCUCUUCGCCUCCCACCUGCCUGAAAGGCUGGCACCAGGACGCUUUGACUACAUCGGUGAGGGCACGCCUGGCCCGGCCCGGGAAGAGGCAGGGGCAGAUGGCUUCCCAGAGCACAGAAUGAACUGGGCCACAGCCACCAGCUAUUCCACAUCUGUGCAGUGCUGGGCACCCACUUCCAGCUGGAGGCAGUGCUGGCUGAUAUGGGAUCGCGCAGAGCCUGGCUGGCCACACAGGAACCUACCCUGGGCCUGGCAGGCACAGUGGCCACACUGGUCUUGGCUGUAGCCGGGAACCUACUCAUCAUUGCUGCUUUCACAGCCUCCCUGCUUCGGGCCCCCGGUACAUGUCCUCUGCUGCACGGUGGCCCACUGGAGGGGGGUCCUCAGGCCAAACAACAGUGACGCCCCAUCCCUGACCCUGCCCUGGAGGGGGCAGAGGCCAGGCCCCCGUGCUGAGGAGGAGCCCAGAGUUGGGCCUAAUCAGGUGGGGACACAUCUCAGCUUGGAACCAACAGGGGCUGAGGAGAGAGGGCAGAGGAGA
This is a messenger RNA of Chlorocebus sabaeus (green monkey), 2035 nucleotides long. Lineage: Eukaryota; Metazoa; Chordata; Mammalia; Primates; Cercopithecidae. The record is from RefSeq and is a predicted model, not a curated record.